Cavenderia fasciculata is the source of this 489-nucleotide messenger RNA. RefSeq names its product proteasome subunit alpha type 2 (gene psmA2). Lineage: Eukaryota; Evosea; Eumycetozoa; Acytosteliales; Cavenderiaceae. Gene Ontology annotation, cellular component: proteasome core complex, alpha-subunit complex; proteasome core complex. The coding region runs from base 1 to 489 and encodes 162 amino acids. The transcript is spliced from 2 exons. Gene Ontology annotation, biological process: ubiquitin-dependent protein catabolic process. The record is from RefSeq and is a predicted model, not a curated record.
AUGGAUUCAGAUUACUCUUUUUCAUUAACUACUUUUGCACCAUCAGGAAAGUUGGUACAAAUCGAACAUGCUUUACAUGCUGCAAGUGCUGGUGGUUCAGCUAUUGGUAUUAAAGCUAAAAAUGGUGUUGUUAUUGUAACUGAAAAGAAAUUGCAUUCAUUGGUUGAUGGAUCAUCGGUUCAAAAGAUAUCAACCAUCACAGAGAAUAUUGGUUUGGUCUACGCAGGUAUGGGACCAGACUCUCGUGUAUUGAUCAAAAAGGCACGUAAAGAGGCAGAGAAAUACUUUAAAUUGUACAGAGAAAAGAUUCCAGUUCUUCAAUUGGUUAGAGAGAUGGCUAGUAUCAUGCAAGAAUAUACUCAAUCGGGUGGUGUACGUCCAUUUGGUGUUUCAUUAUUGGUUGCUGGUUUCGAUGACAAGGGUCCACAAUUGUAUCAAGUCGAUCCUUCUGGUUCUUAUUUUGCUUGGAAGGCUACUGCUAUUGGGUAA